GCAGCAAAUCUCACAGAGCCCUCGCAGCUGCCUCUGCUCGUCCCAGGGCUGGGGAAGGACGGCGCUUCCGGGGCCUGUGUGUGUCAGUGCCAGCUCUGCAUCCCGAAAAUCCUGCAUCCCGAAAAUCCUCAGGCCUGGGCAUCCCUGGGAGCCUCACGGCUUCUCUGGGGAUGGCAAGAUGGCACAAGACAGAGAAGAGUGGCGUGGCUAUAUACAAUUUCAAAGGCACAGGGACACCACAACUAUCUCUACAGAUUGGUGAUGUGGUCCAUAUCCUGGAGUCCUGUGAGGAUUGGUACAAGGGUUACCUAGUGAGGUACAAAGGAGCAGAGGGAAUAUUUCCUAAAUCCUUCAUCCACAUCAAGGAAGCUGCUGCAGAAAAGAAAAGACAUACAGAAAAUGUUAUACCUGCUGAGAUUCCCUUAGUCCAAGAAGUUACCACUACUCUGUGGGAAUGGGGAAACAUCUGGAAGCAGCUCUAUGUGACAAAUAAAAAAGCCCGGUUCCAGCAGGUGCAGUCCAUGAUGUGUGACUUGAUGGAGUGGCGGUCACAGCUUCUGUCCGGGACCCUGCCAAAAGAUGAGCUCAAAGAACUCAAACAGAAAGUCACAUCCAAAAUUGACUAUGGUAACAAAGUCCUUGAGCUAGACCUGAUAGUUAGAGAUGAAGAUGGAAAUAUCCUGGACCCAGAUAAAACCAGUGUUAUCAGCCUGUUUCAUGCACAUGAAGAAGCAACUAAUAAAAUCACUGAGCGAAUUAAAGAGGAAAUGUCAAAGGACCAACCAGAUUAUGCAUCAUACUCCCGAAUGUCUUCAUCCCCCACGCACAGCCUGUAUGUCUUUGUGAGGAAUUUUGUUUGCCGAAUUGGAGAGGAUGCAGAGCUCUUUAUGUCCCUGUACGAUCCACAGAAGUCAACAAUUAUAAGUGAGAACUACUUGGUGAGAUGGGGGAGUCGAGGCUUUCCAAAGGAAAUUGAUAUGCUCAACAAUCUCAAAGUGGUGUUCACAGAUCUUGGAAAUAAAGACCUUAGCAGAGACAAAAUAUAUUUAGUUUGCCAAAUAGUGCGAGUGGGAAGGAUGGACCUGAGAGACAGUAACUCACGGAAAUACACACAAGGGCUGCGGCGGCCCUUUGGCGUGGCAGUCAUGGAUAUUACAGAUAUUAUAAAAGGAAAAUCUGAAAGUGACGAAGAAAAGCAGCAUUUCAUUCCCUUUCAUCCGGUAGUGGCAGAGAAUGACUUUUUACACAGUCUCCUAAGCAAAAUCACUGCAUCCAAAGGAGACAGUGGUGGACAAGGUCUGUGGGUAACUGUGAAAAUGCUGGUUGGAGACGUGAUUCAGACUAGAAAGGAUUACCCAACUGUGAAAAUGCUGGUUGGAGACGUGAUUCAGACUAGAAAGGAUUACCCACACCUUGUAGACAGAACCACGGUUGUUGCUAGAAAGCUGGGAUUCCCUGAAAUAAUCAUGCCAGGAGAUAUAAGAAAUGACAUAUAUAUUACAUUGCUGUAUGGAGAUUUUGAUAAAUACAAUAAAACAACUCAGAGAAAUGUGGAAGUGAUAAUGUGUGUCUGUGAUGAAGAAGGAAAAGUGUUGCCAAAUGCUGUGUGCCUGGGAGCAGGGGACAAACCUGUCAGCGAGUACAGAUCAGUUGUUUACUAUCAGGUCAAGCAGCCACGAUGGAUGGAGACAUUGAAGGUAGCAGUCCCCAUUGAGGACAUGCAGAGGAUUCAUCUGCGCUUCAUGUUCAGGCACAGGUCCACUCAAGAGUCUAAAGAUAAGGGAGAAAAGAAUUUUGCAAUGGCCUACAUAAGACUAAUGAAGGAGGAUGGAACAACUCUCCAUGAUGGCAUCCACGAUUUGUUAGUCCUAAAGGGGGACAGUAAAAAAAUGGAGGAUGCUGGUGCUUAUUUGGCAUUGCCUUCUACACGUCUGCACAUGGAAAACAAAGGAGCAACCUUAGUCAGGAGCUCAAGUAUUGUUGGGGGGCUUUCAGUCAGCUCUAGAGAUGCAUUUUACAUCUCAACUCUUGUUUGUUCUACAAAGUUAACUCAGAAUGUGGGCUUGCUGGGUCUCUUGAAGUGGCGCAUGAAGCCAGAGCUGCUUCAGGAAAACCUGGAAAAGCUGAAGAUUGUGGAUGGAGAGGAAGUAGUGAAGUUUCUCCAGGAUACAUUGGAUGCCCUGUUUAACAUCAUGAUGGAGCAUUCCCACAGUAAUGAGUAUGACAUCCUUGUCUUUGAUGCACUGAUCUAUAUCAUAGGGCUCAUUGCAGACCGUAAGUUUCAGCACUUUAACACUGUUUUGGAAGCAUAUAUCCAACAGCACUUCAGUGCAACCUUGGCAUACAAGAAAUUAAUGAGUGUUCUGAAGAUAUACUUGGAUACUUCCAGCCGAGGGGAGCAAUGUGAACCUAUCCUCAGAACUCUGAAAGCACUGGAAUAUGUUUUCAAGUUCAUUGUUAGAUCAAGGACAUUAUUUUCCCAAUUAUAUGAAGGCAAAGAACAAACAGAAUUUGAAGAAUCAAUGAGAAGACUCUUUGAAUCCAUCAACAACCUGAUGAGAAGCCAGCAUAAAACUGCCAUUUUGUUGCAGGUUGCUGCCUUGAAGUACAUACCAUCAGUUCUUCAUGACGUUGAAAUGGUUUUUGAUGCCAAAUUACUGAGCCAACUACUAUACAAAUUUUACACUUGCAUCCCACCAGUGAAACUACAGAAGCAGAAAGUGCAGUCCAUGAAGGAAAUUGUACGCAGCAACCUUUUUAAAAAGCAAGAAUGCAGGGACAUUCUGCUUCCUGUGAUUACAAAAGAGCUGAGGGAAUUACUGGAACAGAAGGAAGAUCAGCAGCUCCAGCUCCAGGAGAGGAAGUACUGUGUUGAAUUACUUAACAGCAUCCUGGAGGUGCUGAGCUGUCAGGAACCUGCUUCAACUUUUCACCAUAUUCAAGAAAUAAUGGUGCAGUUACUACGCACAGUGAACAGAACUGUUAUUACAAUGGGACGAGAUCCAUUAAUUAGUCAUUUUGUGGCGUGCAUGACAGCGAUCCUAAACCAGAUGAAUGACCAGCAUUAUUCAGUGUACAUUGAAACUUUCCAGAAAAGUUCAGAACUAGUGGACUUCUUGAUGGAAACAUUCAUAAUGUUCAAAGAUCUCAUUGGGAAGAACGUUUAUCCCUCGGACUGGAUGGCCAUGAGCAUGGUGCAGAACAGGGUCUUUUUGAGAGCCAUCAACAAAUUUGCAGAGACAAUGAACCAGAAAUUUUUGGAGAACAUGGAUUUUGAAGUCCAACUGUGGAACAACUAUUUUCAUUUGGCUGUGGCUUUUAUUACUCAAGAUUCACUACAGCUAGAAAACUUUUCCCAUGCAAAAUACAACAAAAUCCAGAACAAAUAUGGAGAUAUGAGACGUUUAAUUGGCUUUGCUAUCCGUGACAUGUGGUACAAACUUGGCCAGAAUAAAAUUUGCUUUAUUCCGGGGAUGGUUGGGCCCAUCUUGGAAAUGACUCUUAUUCCAGAAGUUGAACUACGAAAAGCCACAAUCCCAAUUUUCUUUGACAUGAUGCUGUGUGAAUAUCAGAGGACAGGAGAAUUCAAAAAGUUUGAAAAUGAAAUAAUUUUGAAGUUGGAUCAUGAGGUGGAAGGAGGACGAGGGGAUGAACACUACAUGCAGUUGUUUGAGUCCAUCCUAACAGAGUGUGCCAAGCAGCACCCUGGCAUUUCCAGCCUGGUGGAAAGCUUUGUGAGCCUGGUGAAAGGGCUCCUGGAGAGGCUGCUGGAUUAUCGUGCUGUGAUGAGCGACGAGAACAAGGACAACCGCAUGAGCUGCACCGUGAACCUGCUGAAUUUCUACAAGAACAUUAACCGUGAAGAGAUGUACAUCAGGUAUUUGUAUAAAUUGCGAGAUCUUCAUUUAGAUUGUGAGAAUUACACAGAAGCAGCAUAUACCCUUCUACUCCAUACGUGGCUCCUGAAGUGGUCGGAUGAGCCAUGUGCACCCCAAGUUAUGUCAACAGAGUUCCAGUGCUCACAGACCUACAGACACCUGAAAGAGAAUUUGUAUGAAAAGAUCAUAGAAUACUUUGACAAAGGAAAGAUGUGGGAAGAAGCCAUAUCUUUAUGCAAAGAACUUGCAGAGCAAUAUGAAAAGGAAGUUUUUGACUAUGAACUUCUAAGUCAAAACUUGAUCCAGCAAGCAAAGUUCUAUGAAAACAUCAUGAAAAUUCUGAGGCCUAAACCAGACUAUUUUGCUGUUGGAUAUUAUGGCCAAGGAUUCCCAACAUUUCUAAGGAACAAAGUGUUCAUCUACCGUGGCAAGGAGUAUGAGAGGAGGGAGGACUUCCAGGCCCAGCUGAUGAGCCAGUUCCCCAGUGCUGAGAAGAUGAACACGACUGCAGCGCCCGGAGAGGAUGUGAGGAACUCUCCUGGUCAGCAUAUCCAAUGUUUUACAGUGCAGCCAGUCCUGGAGGAGCAGCCUAGAUUCAAAAAUAAGGCAGUGCCUGAUCAAAUAAUAAACUUUUAUAAGUCAAACAACGUGCAGCGGUUCCACUAUUCAAGACCAGUCAGAAAAGGAUCUGUUGACCCUGAAAAUGAAUUUGCUUCUAUGUGGAUUGAGAGGACAUCAUUUGUUACAGCCUACAAACUUCCAGGAAUCCUGCGCUGGUUUGAGGUGGUCUCCAUAUCACACUGCACAAUUAGUCCUUUAGAGAAUGCUAUUGAGACUAUGUCCAUGACAAAUGAAAAGAUUUUGAUGAUGAUUAACCAGUACCAGAGUGAUGAGAACCUCCCUAUUAAUCCACUUUCCAUGCUUCUGAAUGGAAUUGUUGAUCCAGCUGUCAUGGGUGGCUUUGCUAAAUAUGAGAAGGCUUUCUUUACAGAAGAAUAUAUCAGGCACCAUCCAGAGGAUACAGAAAAACUGAACAGACUCAAAGAUCUGAUUGCUUGGCAGAUACCAUUCCUUGGGGCUGGAAUUAGAAUUCAUGAAAGAAGAGUUUCUGAUAAUCUUCGUCCUUUCCAUGACCGGAUGGAGGAAUGUUUCAUGCACUUAAAAGUUAAAGUGGAAAAACAAUAUGGAGCCAGAGAAUUGCCAGAGUUUGAUGACAAGAGGGUCGGGCGGCCAAGGUCGAUGCUGAAAUCCUACCGCCAGUUAUCCUUCAUCUCCAUGUGCUCCAUCAGUUCAGACUGCAGCACUCCCAAAAAACUUGCUUCAGAAAGCUUUGAUCUGGAAGCAGUGCUACCAAAGCAAGGAAAAGCAGAAUCAGAGGAGACUGCUCCGCAAAAUAAUCCUCAUCCUGAAGUCAAGAUGAGAAGGUCCAAAAAAAGAACAAAAAGAAGCAGUGUGGUGUUUGCUGAUGAGAAGACAGCAGCUGAUAUUUCUAUCACUGACAUGAAAUGUCUGUCUAGGAAAUACGAGUUCAUGAGUGACACCAACCUCUCAGAACACGUGGUGGCACCUCAGAAAACUUCUGUCCUCAAGCAGAUGAGCACUGUCAGUCGUUCCAUGCCAACUAUCCCAGGAUUAACUCUGUCUGUCAGCACCGUGGCACCCGAUGAAACAAUUGCCUCACACAGGCUGAGCCAGCCAGUGUUUCCUUCCACCUCAGAUGGUGACAAGAAAACCUUCAAAAAGAAGAAAGUGAACCAGUUAUUUAAAACAAUGCGCAUUUCCAAAGUUCUGGAAGAUGGAAAGCAGUCUGUGGAGCAGCAUUUCAAACCUUCAUCAACAGAUCUGUAAUCAAUUUUUACAAGACCACUUCUCAGCUGAAAAGAAUUAUAUCUACACAUAAAUAUUCUAUUUUAGAGCACCAUCUACUCUAAAGAAAAGCACUGAUGGAGAAUAUGAACAACACGCCCCAUGGGCUCUGAUAAGUUACUUGUGAUACAGACCAAGGAAUCCCAUUUGAGGAAAACACUGCAGGAUGUGUCCACUGGGCUCUGGGACAGAAACCUCUGUCUGUCCAGGUCAAAGGGAGCUGGGUGUUCCAAGGCUUGCUCCUGGGAAGUGACAUGUGUGUAAAGACCAGCAGCAACUCUCACUGUGUCACACAGCUCAGGCUCUGUUCUUUCCAAACAGCAGAGCUGGGGCUUUCUGGAGCUUGUACAGACACACUCCAGAUACCCUCAAACCCUCGCUGGCAGUGUAGCCAAGGCAACAGAUGGCUCAGCACAAAAGAGCCACUGCCAAUUUUCUGUGUGGCUGUAGCUGGGUUUGCAGCCCUCAGAUCCCUCUGCUGCUCCCAGCACACUGCUCUGUACCCUGAGUGUUCCCUGGGUGAUGCCCGUGGCUGUGACACCUCUGCCUGAGCUGUUUCCAGAACAGCAGCUACUAUGUGGAAAACAUGCAAAAGUUUAUUUACACAUGUACAAAUUGACCUUGCACCCAGCAGCAUGAUGAAGGAAAGCUACAUUUUCUGCUGUUCAAUAAAAUGUUACAAAUCUG
Molecule: messenger RNA, 6431 nt
Organism: Cyanistes caeruleus (blue tit)
Lineage: Eukaryota; Metazoa; Chordata; Aves; Passeriformes; Paridae
Gene: DOCK2
Product: dedicator of cytokinesis 2
Biological process (GO): myoblast fusion; cell migration; small GTPase-mediated signal transduction
Cellular component (GO): cytoplasm; plasma membrane
Molecular function (GO): small GTPase binding; guanyl-nucleotide exchange factor activity
Source: RefSeq, a predicted model, not a curated record